GCGUCGACUUGCAACAGUCGCAUCUUGAUCAUGUCCACGGUCGCACCAGCAGCGCCCGUCGACCAUCGCCACCCGUUGAAUCUGCCAAACCCAUUUUUGAAUUUUGCGCGCUAAAAAUUUGAAAAGAUAAAAUAAGAAUUGAAUCGGGGACCGAUGCGCGACAGUGGCGCUAGUUGACAAAUUCCGUUCGAUUCCAUCAUCGAGGAAAGAAAAAGAAAACAAAAAAAAAACUUUCGGGUCUAAAAGAGAAAAAGAAAUUCCGCCAGUGUCUUUGGGUGCGUGCGUGAGCGCGUCGUUUUGUUUCGGCGUGUGUGUGUGGCUGUGGCGUGUGUGAGUGUGUGAGAGUGCUUGUUUGAGUGUGUAAUAUUAUUGUUGGUGCACGCGCGCGCGAGGGAUUCUCUCCAGUCGUCUUGUCUCGGCGUCCGGAGCGAGGCGGUCCCUUUCCACACAGCCCGUGAGUCCCGCGUCCGUUCCGUCCGUGUAUCUGCCGAGAGUCUUCCCAGUUUGAUUUGGGUUUGGUUGUUCGUGAACGACCGAAUCAGAGCGAUGCAACACCGAAGGCUGACCCUAUCGGCCUUCCUGGCCGUCCUCCACUGUCUCCUGGACGGCCAGCACUUGGCCCUGGCCAAAUCCAACGGCAACGGCCAGCAGAAUUACGGAUCCUUCAGCGGCAGCGGAUUAGAUCAAGACGGAGGACUCCAACCAGCUGUCGGAGGACCGAAUGUCUGUCGGUCGCGUUAUCGCAACUACUGCUGCCCUGGAUGGACGCUGAGGCCAAGCACUGGACUCUGUAUCAUCCCAAUCUGCACCCGACCGUGUGGCGGCCGCUGCGUUCGGCCCAACGUCUGUAACGGCGGUAACGACGGCAAUGGCGGCAACGGCGCAAUUGAUGGAGGUUCAUCAUCGUCUUCUGCGGCCAAUUCGUGCCCGAAUCUUUGCCAAAACGGAGGGUCGUGCAUCGGUAAAAAAUGCGUCUGCCGUCCGGGAUUCUCCGGAGAGGCUUGCGAAGAUGGUGUUUGCACUGAGCCGUGUUUGAACGGAGGGCGUUGUAUCGGUCCCGACCGCUGCGCUUGUGUUUACGGAUUCACCGGACGACGCUGCGAGGCUGAUUACAGGACGGGUCCGUGUUUCACGAAAAUCAACAAUGACAUGUGCCAGGGGCAGCUGCAGGGUGUUGUCUGCACGAAGCAGCUUUGUUGCGCAACCGUGGGCAAGGCUUGGGGCCACCCGUGCGAACAAUGUCCAGUGAAACUCGACUGUGACAAAGGAUUUCUCCGCAAUAUCCACAGCGGCCAAUGUGUUGAUAUCGACGAGUGUGAAGCUAUUCCGGCGCUGUGCGAGGGUGGAACGUGCGUCAACACGAUCGGUUCAUUCCGUUGCAAUUGCCCCCCUGGGCAGGAACGAGAUGAAGAAACAAAUGAAUGCCGUGAAGCAGACGAAUGUCAACAAGAAGGCGUCUGCGACAAUGGCCAAUGUGUCAACACCGAUAAUGGCUACUACUGCAUCUGCAAUAAAGGAUUCAUUUCCAGCCAGGAUCGAAAGCAUUGCAUAGAUGCUCGACGAGGCAAUUGUUUCACCACCAUCGGUCGUAAUGGCCAAUGCCGUAACAAAUUGGCCAUCAAAUUGACCAAGAAAGAUUGCUGCUGUGGCAUCAACAUGGGCAAAGGCUGGGGCGACAAUGGCGUCUGCGAAAUGUGCCCAUUAGUCUCAGAUGACACUUAUGCCCAGCUGUGCCAAGAAGCCGGCCACUUGAGUAAAAUCAACGAAUGCAUUCUGAGACCGGACAUUUGCGGUGCCGGUAAAUGCAUCGACACUCCGGACGGUUACAAAUGUGAAUGCAAACCGGGUUACGAUGUCGGUCCCACUGGCAUUUGUGAAGACAUUGAUGAGUGUAAAUUGAAGGGAUACUGUCAGGGUGGCCAGUGCACCAAUCUCGUUGGUAGUUACACCUGCUCCUGUCCGCCCGGUUUCGACCUGAGCUCCGAUGGCAAACAAUGUUUAGAUCACGACGAGUGCGGAGAGACGGGAAUGUGCGCCCACGGAAUUUGCAUCAACAUGGACGGCUCCUUCAAGUGCCAAUGUCAAGAAGGAUACGCCCUUUCACCAUCUGGGCACUCGUGCGUUGAUUUGGACGAAUGCGCCGAAAAUCCGCGCAUUUGUUUGAACGGCCGCUGUGAGAAUAUCCCCGGCUCUUUCGAGUGCGUUUGCGAGGAAGGAUUUUCCAGCUCGGCCGUUGGACCGUUUUGCGUCGACAUGGACGAGUGCGGACAGACGGGAAUGUGCGACAACGGAAAAUGCAUCAACAUGGACGGAUCCUUCAAAUGCGUCUGCGAUUCCGGCUACAAAUUGUCGUCGGACGGAAAGACUUGCAUCGAUAUCGACGAGUGUAACCAAAAUCCUUGUCAAAACGGAAUCUGCCUCAAUUCGGCCGGCAGCUUCAAAUGCGAAUGUCCACCGGGACUCGUCCUGGGAAUAGACGGACGCACUUGUCUGGAUUCCAGACGCGACGUCUGCUACGCCCACUUCCGCGACGGCCAGUGCCUCAAUCCAUCAACUUCAAUGGUGACCAAAUCCAGCUGCUGCUGUUGCACAGUAAUCCUUGGCCAGCCCAUGGGCUGGGGCACACCUUGUCAAGCUUGUCCUCAGCCGGACAGUGAAGAAUUUGAACAACUUUGUCCGUUCGGCUCGGGCAAAACUCACAGCGGAGACGAUAUCAACGAAUGCGCUCAGAAUCCCAACAUUUGCACGAACGGAGCCUGCGAGAACUUGCUGGGCACAUAUCGUUGUAUUUGCAAUCCCGGAUACCAAGUGGACAGUUCCGGCAAAACUUGCACGGACAUCAACGAAUGCGCCGUCGACAAUCUCCUCUGCGACGGGGGACAGUGUCGUAACACCCCGGGCAGUUUCCAAUGUAUCUGUCCGACUGGAACGCAAUUGAACACGGCCACUAAUGUCUGCGAGGAUGUCGACGAAUGUCGAGAGCUGGGCAUCGACGCCUGCGCCAACGGCCAGUGUGUCAACAUGAUGGGAAGUUACCGCUGCGAAUGUGCCGAUGGAGCCGUGCUGGACAAUACCGGACGUGUUUGUAUUGAUAACCGCAAAGGUUCGUGCUGGACCAAAGUGGUGGACGGCCGGUGCGAGAACAACCUGCCCCGUUUGACGUUGAAAUCCGAGUGCUGCUGCUCAGUCGGCCUGGCCUGGGGCAGUCCGUGCGAGAUGUGCAACACGAUCGAGUGCGACUGCCCGAUCGGCUACGCCAAAGUGGACGGCAAGACGUGCACGGACGUCAACGAGUGCGACCUGAACCCGGGCAUCUGCAAGGGCGGCGGCAUCUGCGUCAACACGGAGGGAUCCUUCACCUGCACCUGCCCGCCGGGACUGACGCUGGACGAGACGGCCACCCGGUGCAUCGACCAGCGCCAGGAGCCCUGCUACCUCGACUACCGCCACGGCAUCUGCACCAAGGAGCUGGAGGGCCACUACCUGAGGAGCGUCUGCUGCUGCAGCAUCGGCAAAGCCUGGGGCCACGCCUGCGACUCUUGCCCCAAGCCGGGCUCGCCCACCUUCGAGGAACUCUGCCCAAAAGGCCACGGCUACGUCGACCGCAAGGACAUCAACGAGUGCACGACCUUCUCCGACAUGUGCGAUCACGGCCGCUGCAAGAACAGCAUCGGCAGUUUCAACUGCCGCUGUAACCAAGGCUACGCCCUCGACGAAGACGGCAUCAAAUGCAAUGAUAUCGACGAGUGUAACAUCAUGAGGGGAGUUUGCGGCAACGGAACGUGUCAAAACACCAACGGCAGUUUCACCUGCGAUUGCGAGGAAGGUUACGAGAGCACGAUGAUGAUGCAAAUCUGCAUGGAUAUCGACGAGUGCCAACGCACCCCCGGAUUGUGCCGCGGCGGUAAAUGUAUCAACACUCCCGGUAGCUUCCGUUGCGAGUGCCCACCCGGUCACGAACUGGCUCCCAAUCGACGCUCUUGCAAAGAUAUCGAUGAAUGUUCCCGUACUAGCGGCAUCUGCUCCAACGGUGUCUGUGAGAACAUGAUGGGAACUUACCAGUGCGUCUGUAACGACGGCUACCAGCAAACCGGCCAGAAAUCUCAUUGCGAAGAUCUUGACGAGUGCAACGUCAACAACGGAGGCUGCGACGACAAUUGCAUGAACACGCCGGGCAGUUUCUCUUGCGCUUGCAGUGCGGGUUACAUGCUGCUGAUGGACGGAAGAAGCUGCGCCGAUAUUGACGAGUGCAAAGAGAAUCCGCGCAUCUGCAACGGUGGCAAAUGUACCAACACGCCGGGCAGUUACCUGUGCUCCUGUCAAGGCGGUUUGACCACGUCUUCCGAUGGAAUCACUUGCGAAGAUAUUGACGAGUGUACGACGGCCGGCAUGUGCCUCAACGGCGAAUGCGACAACACGCUAGGAUCGUACAAAUGUCGCUGCGAGGAGGGCUACUCCGUCAAGGACGACGGCCCGGGCUGCACGGACGACGACGAGUGCCUGUUGGGCACGUUCAACUGUGACGUCAACGCCGAGUGCAACAACACCGAGGGCGGGUACGAGUGCCGCUGCCGCGAGGGAUUCACGGGCAACGGCGCUGUUUGUCGUGACAUUAAUGAAUGUUUAACCAACAAUGGCGGCUGCGAUCAGGACGCCCAAUGCAUCAACACUGAAGGAUCCUUCAAGUGCGUCUGCGACUCGGGAUUCAGCGGGAACGGCUACGUCUGUCAAGACAUUGACGAAUGCUCCAACGAUCCCACCUUGUGUGAGAACGGCCAGUGUCUCAACUACCCAGGAUCGUUCCGCUGCGAGUGCGAGAUGGGUUUCAUGCAUCCGGAUGAGCGCAAUGAACAAUCCUGCGUCGAUAUCGACGAGUGUCAAAUGUUCAGCAAUCUCUGCGUUUUCGGCAAAUGCGAAAACAUUUACGGCAUGUUCCGCUGCAUCUGCGACAAGGGAUUCACGCUGGAUGAAUCCGGUGGCAACUGUACGGAUAUCGACGAGUGCGAGAACCCGCAGGCUUGCCAGUACGGAAACUGCAUUAACUCCCAGGGCAGUUACGUCUGUCAGUGUCCACCACAUCACGAGCUGAUCCCAUCGCAGAACGGAUGCGUCGACAAACGCGUGGGAUCUUGUUUCCUGGAUGUCCAGCAAACGCCAGCCGGUCGUAACGUUUGCACGAACAAUGUGGACGACAUGGUUUCUCGAUCCACCUGCUGUUGCUCCGUCGGUAAGGCCUGGGGACCGCAGUGUGAAAUUUGCCCAGCUCCAGACUCUGACGAAUUGAAAGCCUUGUGCCCGGCUGGAUCUGGAUUCAGACCCAACAUGAUAACCGUCGUUUUGGAAGACAUUGACGAGUGUUCGGAAAUGGAUAACUUGUGCAAAGAUGGUCGCUGCUCCAACACCUUUGGCAGUUUCAUGUGCACCUGCAACGACGGAUACCAGAUCGAUGAAGCCAACGCCAUGUGUGUUGAUAUUGACGAGUGCGCUCAAGAUCCGUUGAUUUGCGGUGUCGGCACUUGUGUCAACACGGACGGCGGAUAUAAUUGCAUCUGCCCCGAGGGAUACGUCCUCCUUCCUGGAGGGAAGGAAUGCGUCGACAUGCGCAAGGAGCUUUGCUACAUGAACUUCACCAACAACGCUUGCGGAAGUCCCAUGAUGCAGCCGCAAACUCGAAUGGUUUGCUGUUGUUCCAUGGGCGCUGGAUGGGGCAAGAACUGCGAAGAGUGUCCUAAACAAGGAUCUCGAGAAUAUCUGACCUUGUGCGGUAAUCGACCCGGAUCCAUCAUCGAUCCAAUGACGGGCGUGUCCAAGGAGAUCGACGAAUGUACGCUGAUGCCCCAAAUGUGCCAAAAUGGUAUCUGCAUGAAUGUGCCCGGCAGUUUCAAAUGCGAGUGCAAUCGCGGCUACAUCUACGACGAAGAUGCUCACCAGUGCAUUGAUGAUAACGAAUGCAACCGACUACCCAGUCCUUGCCGUGGAAACGCCCAGUGUGUCAACACUCCAGGAAGCUUCGAAUGCGCUUGUCCAGAUGGUUACAAACUCGGCAUCACUGGCCGAGAUUGCGCUGAUAUUGACGAGUGUCGCGAUCGGCCCGGUAUUUGCAACAACGGCGAGUGUAACAAUUUCCAGGGUUCGUUCCAGUGCGUCUGCCGCAGCGGCUACACUCUGACACCCGGCCGUGAUUCUUGUGUCGACAUUGACGAAUGCCAACGCAAUCCCAACAUUUGCAACAACGGCACCUGCCUCAACACUCUCGGCUCCUACAAGUGCCAUUGCUACUCGGGUUUCAAACUCAGUCCCAACAACGAUUGCGCCGAUGUUGACGAGUGUCGUCUACUCCUUGGCAUCUGUCGAAACGGUCGUUGCCGUAACACCGUGGGAUCUUUCUCUUGUGAAUGCGCUGAUGGCUACACGCUCACCGACGACGGACAAAACUGUCGGGACAUUAACGAGUGCACAGAGCUUCCUGGAACAUGUCCAGCUCCAGGAAAAUGUCAGAAUUUGAUGGGAUCAUUUGUGUGUUCCUGUCCAGCGGGAUACGAGUUAAUGCCCGAUGGCAACACUUGCGCAGAUGUUAACGAGUGUCUUGUGGAUGAAAAUCUGUGCGACGAGGGAGAUUGUAUCAAUACGGAAGGAAGUUUCAAGUGCGAAUGUCCUAGCGGCUACGUCCUGAGCAGCGACGGCAAGAAAUGUGUCGACGUCCGCGAGGAACUUUGUUUCAACACUUUCCGUAACGGAGGACGCGGCAGCUGCGCAGAUCCUAGAAUGACGGCCAUGACCAAGACCCAAUGUUGUUGUACUAUGGGAGGCGCUUGGGGCAACGCCUGCGAAAAAUGCCCGUCUGAAGGAUCCCCCGAGUUUGAGAAACUUUGCCCAAGUGGAGCCGGUCGCGGACCUAAAGGAGAGGAUCUCAACGAGUGCAGUGUCAUGCCGGGCAUUUGCGAAGGUGGCGAGUGUGUCAAUACCGACGGAUCCUUCCGCUGCGAAUGCCCAAUGGGCUUCGUAUUGGACAGCAGCGGCGUCAAAUGCGUCGAUGAUAACGAAUGCGCCGUGUCCAACAUUUGCCGGAACGGUACCUGCACCAAUGUGGAGGGUGGAUUCGAAUGCGACUGCACGGAUGGAUUCGCUCCGGGACCCAUGCAAAUCUGCGAGGACGUUGACGAGUGCCAAGAAAUUGGCCACCAGUGCGCCUUCCGUUGCCACAACGUGCCGGGCUCCUUCCGUUGCAUUUGCCCGUACGGCUACACUUUGGCCGCAGAUGGCCGACACUGUCAAGACGUGGACGAAUGCUCCACUCCGGCCAACAACUGCAAAUUCGCCUGCAAGAACCUCAUCGGCUCGUUCAUGUGCAUCUGCCCGGAAGGCUACACUCAAGUGGGCAUGACGGACGACUGUCGAGACGUUAAUGAAUGCGCCGCCAACGGCAACUUGUGCAAGAAUGGACAUUGCGUCAACACCAAAGGAUCGUACAAAUGCGAAUGCUACGAAGGAUUCGAAGUCAGCUCCGACGGAAAAUCCUGCAUCGAUCGUCGAACUGGAUAUUGCUUCCGUCAAUUAAUGAGCGGAAUGUGCACAACGCAUACGGACGGACUGAUGCAGGUGACCAAGGCCGAUUGUUGCUGUACAAUGGGAGCGGCUUGGGGACCCAUGUGCGAACAUUGUCCUCGUAAAGGCAGCGAAGAGUACGAGGAAUUGUGUCUCGAAGUUGGUUAUUCCGUCGACGGACACGAUAUCGACGAAUGCAACACGAUUCCCAACUUGUGUCGCAAUGGACGAUGCAUCAACACCUUAGGGUCGUAUCGUUGCAUGUGUAACAAGGGAUAUCGACCGGAUCACAGCGGAACUCGAUGCAUAGACGUCAACGAGUGCGAACUGACACCACCGCCGUGCAAGUUUACGUGCAUGAACACGGAGGGCAGUUUCAUCUGCUCCUGUCCGAAAGGAUAUGUCCUUAAUCCCGAUGGAGUCUCUUGUCGAGAUCUGGAUGAGUGCGCCACCGGCCAGCACAACUGCGAGCACGAAUGUCUCAACACCCCCGGAAGCUACAAGUGUAUCUGUCCUAAAGGAUAUUCGCAAGUCAACGACAAAUGCAUUGAUGUCAACGAGUGCGUCGAACAACCGGGCGUUUGCAUUUCCCCGGCCCAGUGCAUCAACACACUCGGCAGUUUCAAGUGUUUGUGUCCUCGCGGCUUCCAACUGGACCAAACUGGCAAUCAGUGUGUGGAUAACGACGAGUGUAUGGAUGACAGUAGAUGCCAGAACGGAUGCCAGAACACGAUGGGAAGCUACCGCUGCGCCUGCCCCGAUGGCUACGUCCAGCACCCGUACUACAGCCAGUGCAUCGAUGAUAACGAGUGUCAGCAAAUGUCACCUUGCGGAAAUGCAAACUGCCAAAACACUCUUGGAAGCUAUCGCUGUGCUUGCCCCGAUGGCUAUCAGUUCGACGGGCUUUUGCUCGUUUGUGUCCAGGUUAGUAGCGGUUGCUCGAAUAGUCCGUGUGCCUUUGGAUGUUCUCCGAUAGGAAACAGUGGAUUUAGCUGCGGAUGUCCUUCCGGAUACCAACGAAUUGCUCAAGGACAUUGUAUUUCGACGAUAACGCCAAUCAACAACGGCGGAUUCAACGGGGACGGACAAGAAUACGGCCCCAACGGUUUAGAUCCGUACAACAAUUCAAAGGAGAAAAUCAUCUCCACCGAGGGCUGCUUCUCUUGCAAGGUCAACGGCGUCGGUCCAAGAGGCAAACGAAGCAUCAAUUCUAAAAGCAAUUCGACUAAUGUUCAGAACGGUUUCAGCGAACCAACCAAUGCGACUGCCGUUCUGAACAGUUUCGCCGAACCGCUGAAUACCAGCCAACCAUUGGCCAUUCGAGUUUCGCUGGAUCAAACCAAACAUCGCACCAAUAUCAUUCAGCUUCAACCGGCUUUCCGUAACAUGAGGGAGCAAAUCGAGUACGUGAUCGCCAAAGGCAACGAAGGAAACCAAUUUGAGCUUCGCAAGAGGCACGGAUUCUGGAGUUUGAAUUUCCGACGCCGUCUCAAGAAGGAAGGCCGUUUCGAAGUUGAAAUUCGCGCCGUGAAUGAUGACGCCGAACAGCUGGAAGAGGUCGACGAGUCACUCGACUUCAACGUUCAUAUUCAUGUCGAUCCUUAAAAAGCAUAAAGAUACUUUUUCUUGCCACAAGUGGCGAAAUUUUUUGCCAAAAACAAGAGAAUGAAAGAGAAAUCAUUUCUUGUUGAUUAAAAGAAAAAAAAAGAAAAAAAAAACAACAAACAUUUUUCGUUUCCCUUUUAUUAUGUCACAUCCGGUGUCUGAUUAUUUGUCUCUUCCUAUACGUUCAAGUUGUUCAAAACUUUUCAAUCAAUAAAAUUUUCCUUUCCACCUUUCUUGCACACUUUCCAAACUUACAAAACUUCCCACUGCCAGUCCGUAAUCGUGUCCCGAGACACUUGGCUGUCAUCGAGAGUGCUCCAUUUUCUCUUUUAAACGCACCAAAUUUGCCUUAUUGCAACUUCCAAAAUUAGUGUUUUGACCAUAUGGGACCUAUGCUCUGUUCACCCAGUAUAUCUAACUCUGAUGAUAUGAUAACAAUGUAAAUAAUCUGCCUUGUGUUCCAACAGUUUUAACUUUUCUCCCGACCCCCCUUGGAACUAUUAAAGUAAUGUGCCUUUGUAGAGGAUUUAGAAGUCCUGCUUCUAGAAUGCCGCUGCUUAGUACUACAUGCAGGAGUGAUCCUUUUAUUUCAUCUUAUAAUUAACUCCUCUGUUAUGACCCACAUAAAUACUAAUGUCCUGUCACACAAAACUUUGGAAGGCGUGCUAUAUCAGAUUCGUGGAAUAUACAAGCAGUCUUUCCUCA
Messenger RNA from Daphnia pulicaria, 9855 nucleotides. RefSeq names its product fibrillin-2-like. The coding region runs from base 547 to 9150 and encodes 2867 amino acids. The record is from RefSeq and is a predicted model, not a curated record. Gene Ontology annotation, cellular component: membrane. Gene Ontology annotation, molecular function: calcium ion binding. Lineage: Eukaryota; Metazoa; Arthropoda; Branchiopoda; Diplostraca; Daphniidae. The transcript has 44 exons.